Messenger RNA from Drosophila obscura, 612 nucleotides. RefSeq names its product ribonuclease H2 subunit C. The record is from RefSeq and is a predicted model, not a curated record. Gene Ontology annotation, cellular component: ribonuclease H2 complex. Gene Ontology annotation, biological process: RNA catabolic process. Lineage: Eukaryota; Metazoa; Arthropoda; Insecta; Diptera; Drosophilidae. The transcript is spliced from 2 exons. Bases 77 to 541 code for a protein of 154 amino acids.
ACAACACUUGGAGUGCAUAGUUUUGGCGGCACGUCGCUGGUUUUGUUUACAAUUUAAUUUCUUUCUCUAAUCCAUAAUGUCGAUUACCUUGGAUUUCAAUGGGAAAAACUUGGCUAAAAGCAAGCCCCUGCAGUUGCACUAUUUGCCAGCUAAAGUAAAUGGCGACGGCGAAGCAAAUGUCGAGACGUACUUCAGCAAUUAUACACGUGAAGCACCCGAGUACGGAUCGGGGAUCCUGACCAAUGCCUUGCGCGGAUAUCCUUUGGUGGGCGAUCGUAUACAAGUGCCCGAAGGCUAUAAGGGCCUAGUCCUGCAGGAGACCGAGAAGCCUUUGAACGAGUCUGCGGACCGUCAAUUGCGUCUUACCGGUGUUUUUGACGAGUUCACCUACUGGAACUACGAUAAAGUCCCAUCAAAUGGCGAUCCCUACAGACAGGCUUUGCUCAUGGCAGAUGUGGCCCAGGCGCUGUCCGAACCCAUAAGCGAGGAGCAUUUGGAGGCAGAAAUCAGACAAAACCUGGAAAGCAAAAAGGAAAAUUAGCUCUUUAGCGCGCUUACAGCGUUUAUUAUAUAGUUUUCCAAAAGCUAAUCAAAUAUAAUCUUAACAUUUCA